Molecule: messenger RNA, 1461 nt
Organism: Botrytis deweyae
Lineage: Eukaryota; Fungi; Ascomycota; Leotiomycetes; Helotiales; Sclerotiniaceae
Exons: 1
Coding region: 1-1461 (486 amino acids)
Source: RefSeq, a predicted model, not a curated record
AUGUCUGACGACAAGCAACUCAUCGAAGUCUUAAGCCUUAAAAAGACCUUACGACCGGCAUCAAAGAUCGAUACCAAUUAUGUUAAAGAUGGAAAGUUGGUGUACGAGAUGUUCACUAGGAACAUCAAGUCUAGGGAUAUCAGUCCACGAUUAGCUGGCCAAGUAGAGGCUAUCAUUGAAGUCUCGAAUGAUAUCUUGAAGAAGCCAAAUCGGCUCUUUAGGGGAACAUUGAGAAGAAGAAAGCUCUACAAGCAAUUGGAGCUGCUUGAAGGCGGGUUGCAGAAGCUCGUAGAUGGAAUCAAAGUAGCUGAUGAAGGGGCGAAGGAGGUGAAAAGACUACACGCUGUCAACAGCGAAGAAAAAGAAACACAUGAAAUGGAAAAUGAAGAGAAAGAAAGAAAGAUUACGGAGAUUGAAAGGGAGGUGAAAAGACUACACGCUGUCAAUAACGAAGAAAAAGAAACACAUCAAGUGAAAAAUGAAGAGAAAGAAAGAAAGAUCACGGAGCCUGAAAGGGAGCUAAGAAGGAUGGAGGGUGUCCAGGCAGAGGCAAUUCGAAAGAUUACGGAGACUGAAAUGGAGCUAAGAAGGAUGGAGGGUGUCCAGGCAGAGGCAAUUCGAAAGAUUACGGAGACUGAAAGAGAGCUAAGAAGGAUGGAGGGUGUCCAGGCAGAGGCAAUUCGAAAGCAAGCCAUGCAGAGAAUACUGCUGAACUACGGUGACUAUGUUGCGGAUAGAUGCAUAAGUUACAACCAAUCUCCGCAAUGGGACCGACAAUAUUCAGCAAAGUAUUGGUCAGAAAUCCAUGAAAUCAUCGAGAAGGAGGAGGAGAUUAAGGAGAAAGCAAGAUCAUUUUUGCAAAAACCACCAUUAACACCAAUGCUGGGCCAUCUCGCAAUGGUUGCCUUAGAACUAAAGGUACCGGUAGCCGAUAUCAUAUGGGAUAUAGCAGCAUAUACCGAGAGAAAUGAGCUUUGUCACACGGACAUAGCGAUCAUGGUGAAGCAAGAAAAUUGGAUUAGACUUGCUCGACGGACCCAAAUCGAUUAUGAAAAUGUUGAUGCCCUCUUACCGGAAGAAUACAAAGACUGGGGACCACCCCUAAAAUCUGCAAUUAAGCGGUUUCAAGACAAGUACUUCUCCGAAUUAAAGAUCGUGAGAACGCUACACAUCACUGGAGGUUUCGAGAUUCGAGGCUAUACAUUGAACACGAAGGCUAAUGAUGCUAGAAGAGCACAGGAGGAGGCGGCUUCCGAAGUGGCCUUGAUUAGAAAGAAAAAGGCAGAUGAGCAGAGGCAAUUAAGAAUAGAAAAAAAGCAAGCUAGAAAGGAAUUGCGAGCGUCUAGGGAUUCGGAGAGAGUAAGCAGCACUUGUACUGUAUUACGACAUAAAGACUCGGCUCUAGAAAUGGAUGAGACAUUUUGGGGCUCAGACGAGAGUCUCUCUCGUGAUCUCUUUUAA